Messenger RNA from Solea solea (common sole), 782 nucleotides. RefSeq names its product relaxin 3b (gene rln3b). Bases 103 to 546 code for a protein of 147 amino acids. The transcript has 2 exons. Gene Ontology annotation, molecular function: hormone activity. The record is from RefSeq and is a predicted model, not a curated record. Gene Ontology annotation, cellular component: extracellular region. Lineage: Eukaryota; Metazoa; Chordata; Actinopteri; Pleuronectiformes; Soleidae.
CUUCUCUGAGGCCUAUAUAAGCAGUUUCAAAAUGAAACACAAAUCACAGAGACAGCAAUUUCCAGGCUUUGAGGAGAUCUUCAGCAUAUUUUAACUCUCGCCAUGUGGAAGACAGCCCUCUUGACCGUAGGCUUAUUGGUCGCUCUUGUCACCAGGGUGCACUCCAAUGACGGCCAUCCUGCUUUCUAUGGAGUGAAGCUGUGUGGCAGAGAGUUCAUACGAGCCGUUAUCUUUACCUGCGGUGGUUCUCGCUGGAGGAGAAGCUUAGGCGACCCAGAAGAAGCCUUUGACCCAUGGAACACAAAUCCCAUGUCUCAACAAUCCAGUGACCAGGAUCCCGCAGGGUCCAAAUCAUGGAAAGAUCCAACAUUGGACGUGGUACCUUUGGCUCCAGGAUAUGGCCACUCAGUUCACCUGCCUGUCUCAGAGGGAGUGCUGGAGGUGCUACGGAGUGCAGAUCGAAAAGGACGGGAUGCAGUGGUCGGACUGUCCAACGCCUGCUGCAAGUGGGGCUGUAGCAAGAGUGAAAUCAGCUCUCUGUGUUGAAGCUUGUUUCUUGAGAUUGUGUCUUGUCCUGUCGCUAAUGUAGAGCUCUUCUCUUUUGUGUUUGCUCCAGUUCUUCACGCUUAGAAUCCUUAUGAUUACAAUUCUGAUCCAACUAACUGUAGAUGUGUUAUGUAUGGAUGUAAGACUGUAAAUGUAAUGUGUACACAGUUUUGUAUGGUGAUUAUCACAGAUUAAUAGGCAUAUUUAUUAAAGCUUUGUGUUGGUGUUAUUACAAA